AUGAAAAAGGCGCGAACUGAGAUAGAUUUGGAACAGUUGGGACUUGGAGAUACAAGAAUUAGGAGGGAUAUCGCANGUGGGUUGCUCAUACAAAUCCCGGGCAAAGAAGGAAAGGAUAAAGCGCGGCAACUGCAGAAUAAGCUACANAAGGUGCUUGGCCAGGAGGCACGCAUAACUAUUCCCUCGAAGCGAGCCGAGUUGCGUAUUAUAGGNUUUGAUGAUUCUGUGACGGAAAAAGAAAUCAUCAGUCAGGUUACAAAUGUGGCUGGAUGCAAUUCGAGCGAUGUGAAAAUGGGAGCGAUCAGACAUCUGGCGAGUGGUCUGUGUGCCAUAUGGAUCCAGUGCCCGGCGGAUUCGGCUCAGGCCAUAAUUAAAGCUGGUCGCAUUAGAUUAGGGUGGACGUCAGCCCGAAUCGUAUUGCUCCCUCCGAGAAAACUCCAGUGCUUUUGUUGCCUCGAAUUUGGGCACGUGAGGAUCAUGUGCCCUAGCACUGAAGAUAGAAGUAGCCUGUGCUACAAAUGCGGCGAAACGGGACACAAGGCGUUAACAUGUGUCAACCGUGUUNGCUGCCCAGUGUGUGCCUCAUGUGGUGCAGCCGCAGACCACAGGAUCGGUGCUGAGAAGUGUACGGCCAGAAAGAUCGGUGGCAGAAUUAAUAUGCGUACAAUGGCUACGGGAGCAAAAGAUCCAGUAGCAUCAUGUAGGGAGCCCAGCAUUCCACUAGUGAGCGUUGAAUCUGUCGGUGGGGGUCCGACAGAAAAUGACGGCACAAUGGAAUUAUGUUAA
Molecule: messenger RNA, 786 nt
Organism: Pseudomyrmex gracilis
Lineage: Eukaryota; Metazoa; Arthropoda; Insecta; Hymenoptera; Formicidae
Exons: 1
Coding region: 1-786 (261 amino acids)
Molecular function (GO): nucleic acid binding; zinc ion binding
Source: RefSeq, a predicted model, not a curated record